Messenger RNA from Notodromas monacha, 1920 nucleotides. Lineage: Eukaryota; Metazoa; Arthropoda; Ostracoda; Podocopida; Cyprididae. The record is from the annotation of a GenBank genome assembly.
AUGAGGCAUUUGGCAACAGCGCUGAUUUGCGCUCUCGUCGCAGUGUCGAUCAACGCGCAAAAUUUCCGUCUUCCACUGAACGUCAUCCCGUCGCACUACGACAUCGAAGUGCAAGUGAAAUUGGACCCGCUAGAAUUUUUCACUUUCGAUGGCAUCGUCAGCAUUAACUUCACCUGUGUCGAGGCCACCGACACCGUCAUCGUUCACAACUAUCUCCUGACUGUCGACGAGGCAAACGUCGUUCUUCAGGCAAAUAGAAAAAAAGAUGAAUCAGGGACAUCAGUGGGGAUUGAUCGCCAUGAAUAUGAUUGGGAUUAUACCGAAUUCCAAACGAUAUUUCUGACCGAAUCUCUGGUGGCUGGACAGAAUUACAGGCUUACCAUACCUUAUUCUGGAGAAAUGGUGACUUACCCUUCAGGGCUCUGGUACGGGUCUUACGUUGGCGACUCUGAGGAAGUGGAAUAUUAUGCCGGAACUCAAUUUCAACCCACAUCUGCCAGAGCUUUGUAUCCCAGCUUUGAUGAACCUGGACUGAAGGCAACUUUCAGCAUCACUGUUGGUCAUCCAACUCAGUACCAAGCUUUCAGCAACAUGCCAAGGACAAAGAGUGCUGCAGACCCUGAUGCCCCAAAUCUCGUUUGGGACUACCACGAAACCUCGGCAGUCAUGUCAUCUUACCUCGUAGCAAUUGUUGUUGGUGACUUCACCAGAGUGCCGACCAGUGACCCGAGACAAUCCAUCCUGGUGAGAGACGAGGUCACCGACUUGACCGGAGAUGCCGCUGUUUACGUUCCCGCCAUCCUCAACGAAUUGGAGACGAGAUUGUCGACUCCGUUCCCUUUGCCGAAGCUCGACCACGCGGGACUCAUCGAUUUUGGAGGCGGUAUGGAAAACUACGGACUCAUCAUUUACUCAGAAGACGGAGUGGCCGGAUUUGACGGCUCAGCGUCUUUGACUUUGGUGACCCAUGAAACUUCUCACAUGUGGACCGGAGAUUUGGUGACGUGUCAGUGGUGGGAUGUCACGUGGCUGAACGAAGGCAUGACUCACUUUUUCACGUACUUCAUCUCCGAAAAGGUUGACCCAACUUUCCCGUACUUCGACUAUUUGGCAACCCAGCUGAUGGACAAUGCGAUGUACUACGAUGCCCAACCCUCAGCACUGUCGAUGGUUGUGCCCAUCAGUCGGCCAAAUGACAUUGGCAACGCUUUCGGCGGAAACUUGAUUUACAAUCGAGACACGGAUUUUGGCUCGUCUUACUCAUUAUACACAAUAUAUUGGCCAAAGACUCUCGUCAUCUCAUUUUCCCCAUAUAUGCAAGGUGGAAAUAUUGGCAGAGUCAUGUACCUUCUGCUCGGAGACGAAAUCUUCAUGGAAGGCAUGAAGAACUACUUUGCAGAAAACCAGUUUCAACCAGUCAGAGAAGAACAACUCUUCACUGCUCUGAAUAAUGCUGCUGAAGCCGCUGGACUCGGACUGGAAUAUUCAGUGUCCGAUUUGAUCAGUCCAUUCACGAAUCAGGCCGGAGUUCCUGUGGUGACUGUCACCAACACUGGGGCCAAAGAGAACGGAAAAUCAGUUUACGCAGUUUCCCAGAGGCGUUUACUGGAAGUGAUGAAUAACGAACAUGAUGACGACACUUUGUGGCCGAUUGCGUUGACCUGGGCGACAUCGUCGGAUCCCAACUUUGACGACAAAACCCCGAAAACAUAUUUGACCGAAGCUUCGACGACAGUGACGAUCGACGGUGACGACGACUGGGUCUUGUUCAACAACGAACGAUCCGGCUAUUACAGGGUGAAUUACGACACUGCGACGUGGAACAAAAUCUUGGAUGCACUGGAAACUCCAGCAGGAAAUGCAAUCCCAGAUAUGAAUUUUGCUGCCAUUAUUUCGGAUGGAUUGGAUGGCCGGAUUUGA